Chionomys nivalis (European snow vole) is the source of this 1100-nucleotide messenger RNA. RefSeq names its product kallikrein related peptidase 8 (gene Klk8). The transcript has 6 exons. Gene Ontology annotation, biological process: memory; neuron projection morphogenesis; proteolysis. Gene Ontology annotation, molecular function: serine-type endopeptidase activity. The coding region runs from base 125 to 907 and encodes 260 amino acids. The record is from RefSeq and is a predicted model, not a curated record. NCBI's taxonomy places the organism in Eukaryota, Metazoa, Chordata, Mammalia, Rodentia, Cricetidae.
GCCGCGGGUGGGGCUUCCUAGUUAAAAGGCUGCAAAAUCGUGUACCCAACACAGCGAAGGAAGUCCGGGGGCCUCUUCCACCAGUCCGAGUGACCCCGCCCCCUGCAUUCUGGAAGAGGCCGCCAUGGGACGCCCCCCACCCUGUGCAACCCAGACGUGGAUCCUUCGGUUUCUGCUGAUGGGAGCGUGGGCAGGACUCACCAGAGCUCAGGGCUCCAAGGUCCUGGAGGGUCAGGAGUGUAAACCCCACUCCCAGCCUUGGCAGACAGCCUUGUUCCAGGGACCGCGACUGGUCUGCGGGGGUGUCCUGGUAGGAGACAAGUGGGUCCUCACUGCAGCCCACUGCAAAAAACAGAAGUACUCAGUGCGCCUGGGAGAUCACAGCCUGCAGAAUCGAGAUGCACCAGAACAGGAGAUCCAGGUGGCUCAGUCUAUCCAGCAUCCUUGCUACAACAAUAGCAACCCGGAGGAUCACAGUCACGAUGUAAUGCUCGUUCGAAUGCGCCGUUCAGCAAACCUCGGGUCCAAAGUGAAGCCCAUAAAACUGGCCAAUCUGUGUCCCAAAGUUGGCCAGAAGUGCGUCAUAUCAGGCUGGGGCACUGUCACCAGUCCUCGAGAGAACUUUCCGGACACCCUCAACUGUGCAGAAGUGGAAAUCUUUUCCCAGAACAAAUGCGAGAAGGCUUACCCCGGGAAGGUCACCGAGGGUAUGGUCUGUGCCGGCAGCAGCAACGGCGCUGACACUUGCCAGGGUGACUCAGGAGGCCCUCUGGUGUGCAACGGGGUGCUUCAGGGUAUCACAUCCUGGGGCUCUGACCCCUGUGGGAAACCCGAGAAACCCGGUGUCUACACCAGCGUCUGCCGCUACGUCGACUGGAUCAAGAAGACCAUGAACUACAGGGAUUGAUCCUGGUGGCAGAGGUGGCAAUAAACACCAGCUUUGGCUGACUCCUUGACUGUACUCUGGCCUGUGUUUAGGGAGGAGGAAAAAGGGCUAUAGCUGGCUAGCAGAUUUGGUGUCCCUGGUUCCUGUGGCUUCUGUGCCCAUCCCAUUGCCUGAGACCUUGAGAGACUUGGGCAUGGUAGCACAUGUCUGUCAU